This is a messenger RNA of Clupea harengus (Atlantic herring), 2973 nucleotides long. Its product is annotated as GTPase IMAP family member 8. Gene Ontology annotation, molecular function: GTP binding. Lineage: Eukaryota; Metazoa; Chordata; Actinopteri; Clupeiformes; Clupeidae. The record is from RefSeq and is a predicted model, not a curated record.
GAACUGUGCUCUAUUCUUACUUUCGCUUGCAUUCCCUGGGCUGCGCUGACUAUGUCAGGAGUUCCUAUGCUGUUUCAUAGCUUCCAUCUCUGUGAAGGGGAAUAAGCUGACUGCAAAAUUGCUCUUGUCUAACAACUGAGAGCAUCAAUGGCUGCCCGAAAAAUGUCUGACAUUAGGGUGGUGAUGCUGGGCUUUAGAGACGCAGGGAAGAGUUCAGCAGGAAACUUCAUCCUCGGGGGACAGCACUUCCACUGUAGGACAACGGUUCAGCGUGUUAAAGGAGAGGGAGACGUGGCUGGCAGACUUGUCACUGUCAUUAAGGCUCCGGGUUGGGGAAGGGAGCAACCUCUCAAAGACACCUCUGAGCUCAUGAAGGAAGAAAUUACUCUCAGUGUGUCUCUGUGUCCUCCAGGACCACACUCUGUUCUCUUAGUCAUGCGCGCAGGCAUGAGAUUUACAGAAACCAGCCGCAGAGCAGCACAGGAGCAUGUGGAGCUUCUAGGCGACAGAGUAUGGAGUCACACCACAGUGCUCUUUACACAUGGAGACUGGCUGGGGGAGAGGAGCAUUAAGGAGUACAUCGAUAGUGAGGGGAAAGCCCUCCAGUGGCUUGUAGAGAAAUGCGGGAACAGGUAUCAUGUCUUCAAUAGUGAAGACGAGGCCAACAAAGCUCAGGUGUCAGAGCUGUUUAAGAAAAUAGACGAGACAGUAGCAGGGAAUGGUGGUCAUCAUUAUGAAAUAGAUGCAAUGACACUGAAGGCAAUAGAGGAGAGAAAGACUAGAGAGAAAAUGAGAGCAGAGCAGAUGAAGAGUAAGCUUGGGGGGCAGAGAGGUUACUUGAGUUCAACAGGAGGUGAUGCCAAGCCUGUGGGGAGGACCAAGCCUGCAUCCAGACACUCAACAGGUGUCUCUAAAGAGCUGAAGAUGGUUUUACUUGGUCACACGGAUGCAGGGAAGUCUUCUGUAGGGAACAGUUUGGUAGGCAGAGAGGCCUUUGAUUCAGAGAAUACAGUGCAGUCUGUGAAGGACCAGGGUGGGGUGGCAGGGAGGAAAGUCACCGUGGUGAUCACCCCGGGCUGGGGACGGGAGCAGCGUCUUAGCGACACUCCUGAACUCAUCAGACAAGAGAUCAUGCAUAGUGUGUCUCACUUUGAUGAAGGACCUCAUGCUCUGGUCUUGGUUUUACAUGUGGAGAAGACAUUCACAGAGUUAAAUCGAAGCGCAGUGCAAGAUCACAUGGAUCUCCUAGGUGCAGGAGUAUGGGACCACACACUGGUUGUGUUCAACUGUGGGGAUGGAUUGAAAGAUGCCUUUAUUGAGCAGUACAUUGAGAGAGAAGGGAAACCCCUCCAUUGGCUUUUAGAAAAAUGUGGGAACAGGUAUUGCAUCCUUAAUAAUAAGAAUAGACCAGAUGGUUCUUUUGUCAAAGACCUUCUGGAAGUUGUUGAUAGGGUGGUAGCAGAAAACGGUGGCUGUCAUUAUGAGAUGGAGAAAGGGGUCUUACAGGAAGUAGAACAAAAGAGAAGGGGAGAGGUGGAGAGAGCAAAAGAAAGGAAGGAGAAGGUGAUAAAGCAGUGGAAGGGACUGGCUGACUCUGAUGAUGAGAUGUGUGAAAGCCUGAAGAAGAUGAACACAAGUGACAAGCCAGGAAGUCCCCGUCUGCUCCGAGAGCUCAGGAUCAUGCUGCUGGGAUACAAAGGAGCUGGAAAGACGGCAGCUGGAAACACCAUCUUGGGCAGUGAAGCCUUCCACACCAGGCAGAGUGUUCAGAGUGUCAAGAAAGAGGCUCGGGUAGCAGGAAGACUCGUUACGGUGGUCAGAGCAUCCGACUGGCAGAAGGAGCAACUUCUGACAGACACUCCCGAACUGACUAAGCAAGAGAUUACGCUCGGUUUGUCUAUGUGUCCGCCAGGGCCUCAUGCUAUUCUUCUGGUUGUAAGUGUGAGAUUAAAAUUUACGGAGGCAAGCCGAAGAGCAAUGCAAGAACACCUGGAGCUUCUCAGCGAGAAGGUCUGGAGCCACUGUAUGGUACUAUUCACAUGUGAGCAUUGGUUGGGAGAUAUCACAGUUGAGCAGUACAUUGAGAGCGAAGGCAAGCCUCUCCAGUGGCUCACUGAGAGAUGUGGGAACAGGUACCAUGUGCUCAACUGUAAUGGCAAAGAUGAGUGCAGACAGGUGACAGAACUGCUAGAAAAGAUUGAUCAUAUGGUGUCCCGAAACAAUAGCGGCCAUUUUGAGCCAGACAGCAGAGAGGUGGAGAGCAGAUAAGAGAAGCAUGACAGUAGAAAAAGAGGCAGGACCUGCGAAUGAAAUUCAGACAAUAAUUGAUAACAGGGUCAUGGAAUUCUGAAUCAGACAAGAUGACUGAAACUAUGCCAAUCACAGUGACAAUAAUAUGACAUUUGAAGUGCUGCUAAUUUGAACAAAAUGUUUUAAAGCAAAAAACUUUUGAAUGUUUUUACAAACACUGUUUUACUACUAUAUGAGAUUUCUGUGAAAUAUAUAAUUUGUCUCACAUGACAGCCUGUUAGAAAUUCUGAUUGACAAUUGACACCACACACUACAAAAAAUAGGCAUUUUGUAUAAUUGAAUGAAUGUAUCUCAUUCUCCUUGUCUUUUUGUGCUAAUUUUGGUCCUGGUUAAUCGUGCGCAUACUUCAGUAUGACAGAAUUCCUACUAAAGUGUAAAUAUGCUAAAAACUGCAGUACUGAUAAAUAUCUUUGUAUUGCCUCCAAACGACAUACAUGACACAUAUUUAUGGAUGGCCUCCUUCAUUACAUACAGUGUACCUGUGAAAUCCAGUGUGCCAGAAUGCAAGCUCUAAAUUAUCUUUUUCUAUGCUGGAUGUUCCAGCCUGGUGUCUGACUUUAGAUUCAUAGCUAAUCUUUGCAUAUCUGGGGCAUGUUGGUAUAUUUGUUGCCAUUUACCUUCCCAUAUCUUGUGAUUAAAAACAUGCUAGAACAUCUCAAAAGA